Molecule: messenger RNA, 1743 nt
Organism: Letharia lupina
Lineage: Eukaryota; Fungi; Ascomycota; Lecanoromycetes; Lecanorales; Parmeliaceae
Exons: 3
Coding region: 1-1743 (580 amino acids)
Source: RefSeq, a predicted model, not a curated record
AUGGAUGCCGCCCCCAAGCAAAAUACCAGCACUGUGGACCCACACCGUGACGCCCGUGCCAUCGUCCGCCUGGUCCAAUGCUCCCAAUGCUCCCUCCCACUUCGAACGCCUCUCACGCUGCCAUGCGGCAACUCACUGUGUCGGAUCUGCCUGCCAGAACUUCACAUCAGGACAGGAGUUACAUACCCCAUGACGGCCAACCGGCAAGAAGGCUUCACGUGCCCAUUUAAAGAAUGCGGGAGGGACCAUUCGUUGGGUGAUUGUAGUCAAGAUGUUACUUUGGCCAAGGUCAUGGAUCGAGUGAGCAUCGAGGUCGCCCAUUCCAGGCCUUUGACAAGCCACACACCGACACUGCUGGACGAAAGGCCCCGUUGGAGGAACGUGGUCGAUAGCUCAAAAGAGCCUAAGCAUCCGGCAUCAAGAAUUCUCAACGGGGGACGCUUGGUCGCUACAUAUACGAUGGCGGAGAUCGGGGAACUCAAGUAUGAUUCCGAGGUUGCCUACCAGACAAUGUCACCCACAGGAGACAGUUAUGAAGAUCUGGAUUUUACCAUGCUAGCCCACCUCAAGGAAGCUACAAAGGCCGAGCUCGAUUGCCAAGUCUGCUAUGCUCUAAUGUUGGACCCUUUGACAACAACUUGCGGACACACAUUCUGCCGGAAAUGUGUGGCUCGUGUACUAGACCAUUCUACCAUGUGCCCAAUAUGCCGAAGGGAUCUUCCAAUGCCACCCGGUGUUCGAAAUGUGCCCGGAAACAAGAGGCUGUCGGAGCUCCUUACUGGCCUUUGCCCGGACUUAGUCGCUGCCAGGGCUGAAGCUGCUGCACAGGAGGAGGUUCUUAUGCUUGGGGAAGAGAACGUUCCACUUUUCAUUUGCACGCUUGCGUACCCGUCAAUGCCCACUUUCCUUCACAUUUUCGAACCCCGGUAUCGCCUCAUGAUCAGACGCGCUAUCGAAAAUGGGGAUGGCAAAUUUGGAAUGCUGAUGUACAAUCGGAGGGCCGCUCCACAAGGCAACUUGGGCUCUGUUCAAUUCCUGCAGUUUGGAACUCUGGUCCACAUCAAUAGCAUCGAAAUUAUGCCAGAUGGCCGAAGUCUGAUUGAAACCCGAGGGAUUUCCAGGUUUCGGGUCAAGGACUGGGACAUGCUCGACGGUUACAUUGUGGGCAACAUCGAGCGUCUCGACGAUAUCUCACUGGCAGAAGAAGAGCAGGUGGAAGUGACUGAAACCACCAACCCCGUUCCAGCACAACACGACCUGAUAAGCCAGAUCGACCACAUGUCGACCCAGGAGCUGCUGAAAAUCGGCACUGACUUCAUCACGAGGAUGCGGGCUGCGUCUGCUCCUUGGCUUCACGAGGGUGUCCUUGCAUCCUACGGUCCUCCACCAGAUGAUCCUGCCCUUUUCCCCUACUGGUUCGCCAGUAUCAUACCGAUCGGGGAGGAAGAGAAAUACAGAUUAAUACCUACGACAAGCGUGAGGGAGAGGUUGAAGGUUACAGCACGUUGGGUGCGGCGUAUAGAAGCUCAAAGAUGUUCAACAUCAAGGGAUGACACCGAGUCAUCGGACUCUGACGAUGAAGGAGGCGUCUCUGCCUCGGACGACGAUUCUGUUACGCAGACGACUGAUGACGUCCAACCAUCCCUCGGAUUCCUCCAAUCCUUACGGGUUGCCGCCUUGAAGAAGUUGAAGAUUUACUACCUCCAUCCUGCCGACUUCGGCUCGUUCAUCGACUUAGGGUAG